UUUCACCAUCGACACCGACUAAACUCACAACAGGCCACGGAGCUUUCCAACACGCCUGGAACCAUUUCGAAAUGCAUAUGCGCCUCACACAUUCUUUUGCGCAAGCUCGGUCGCCAGGAUGAAUCGAGGCAACAUUCCUGGCUUCUACUUCGAUGAAGAGAAGAAAAAGUAUUUCAAGAUCACCGCCGACCAUGCGGCACCCGUCGACGCCAAACACUCAAGGGCCAAUGUGAAACGCGAGAAGCAUGAAAAGCGCGCUCUCAAGAAACAGAGAUUCGAGGAGCGAGUGAUUCGCAAGCAGACCGUCAACCAGGCCAAGUCACUGACGAGUGGGCUGUUCAAGACGACACUGCAACGUGAACUUGGCCAUCGGACCACUGGCUAUCUCAGUGGUGUGCGUGAUGAAGCUCUGAUCAAUGGACUGGAGCACACGCCACUCAAUCCCCGGAUCAAAGGCUUCAACUCGUAUCCUGUCGUUCGAGAUGCUCUAUACGCCGCCGAUCAGUCAGAUAUGCUCUUUGCGACUACACAAAACUCGGCUGCAACUUGCGUGUACUCGUACCAUUGGCAAGACAAUGUAAACGACCCCCAAGACUUGGCUGCAAAAUAUCCGUUGGCAGCCUUGUCCGGUAGGUUCGUGACCUUGCAGCGUUUCGAUUCUACUCUGCUCUUCGUCAGCAAUACCGACCACGCCAUUCACUAUUACCUUGGCCCCUCUCGUACAUCGGAGCGCAACGAGAGUGCCCUCUUUCCUAAAGCUACAUUACAGAAUACUGUGGAAACAGUUCAUGCCUGCGCUUUCGAGCCAGCGACGCGGAACAUUGCGUUCGCAGGCACUGGUCUUCUCGUUGUCGAUGGCCUAAACCCGGGUUGGGUCGGCCGUUCCAACUUCGGAGAUACAAAAGAGAGUUUUGCAGCAACUUGGCUUCAACCGAAUGUUCUGGCCUACGGACUUGACACAGAAGUCGCCCGCGGCCCGCCUAUGCACACAGUGUGUCUUUGGGAUGUACGAGUCGGCAGCUCACCAUCGCAUGCGAACUCGUCAACCCGUUUGAAGCGCUAUCACCGCAUAACAGGACUAGAAACACCAGAAGGUACCGAUCAUCAACUCCUUGUUACAACUAACAAAGACAUCAAUUUGUAUGACCUGCGAAUGCAGUCCACCGCAGGACCGCCACUCUUGUCCAUUCCACAUACUUCUGUUGGGUCGCAGCUCAACUUCGCCGUUCGUGGAGACCUCAUCGCCGCAGUGGACGCUUUGUUCAGAGUCCAGGUCUACUCGCUUCGAACCAGUCGAGGUUUGAAGACAUUACAGCGAAAUCAGCCUACGACAUCACGCCCUUCAGCUCUACAUUCGCUUCGAUGGCAAGAGAAUAGCAGAGGCUCGCCAUAUCUGCAGGCAUGUGCGGACAGCAUCGUCCAUCGAUGGGGUUGGCAGGUCUAAUGAAUCAAAUGCGUAUCCGAUGGACUCGAGAAGUGUACCACUUUAGGAAACAUCAAUGCAAUGGAG
Molecule: messenger RNA, 1510 nt
Organism: Cercospora beticola
Lineage: Eukaryota; Fungi; Ascomycota; Dothideomycetes; Mycosphaerellales; Mycosphaerellaceae
Cellular component (GO): Cul4-RING E3 ubiquitin ligase complex
Molecular function (GO): protein binding
Source: RefSeq, a predicted model, not a curated record